AUAAAAUCUAUAAAAUCUAAUUACAUAAGAUAUAUUACAUAAUCACUGACUACACAACCUUCGCUCUCAGCUCUCCACCACACUUCUCCCGUCUUCCCCUCCUACUAUCCAAAUCAUCACCUCCCAUCCAUCGACUCCCUGUCCUCCAUCCCCUCCCUUACAUCGGUCAUGUCUCAAAAGGACUCUGAGAAAGACACUCCCGAAGCCGGCACCUCUGCCGAUCACGGAUCAGCUUCCUCUGCUCUGAAGGAGAAAGAAAAGGCCAAGGCCCCCGCGAAGAAAGAUGACAACAAGGCCGAAGAAGAGGAGCUCUCGGAGGAGGAUCAGCAGCUUAAAUCCGAGUUGGAGAUGCUUGUCGAGAGACUGAAGGAACCCGACACUGCUCUUUACAAGCCUGCUCUUGAUGCCCUCAAGGACUUCAUCCGGACCUCAACCUCCUCAAUGACCGCCGUUCCAAAGCCUCUCAAGUUCCUCAGACCCCAUUACCAAGAGCUCUCCGAUCUCUACGAGAAGUGGCCUCAAGGAGAUCUUCAGUCUGCGCUCGCUGAUGUGCUGUCGGUCCUCGGUAUGACAUACGCCGACAGCGGCAGACGUGAUUCGCUUCGUUACCGUCUUCUCGCGCCAUCAUCUUCUGACGAGAUCGGCAACUGGGGCCAUGAGUAUGUUCGCCACUUGGCUCUCGAAAUCGGCGAUGAGCAUGCCGUUCGGUUAGAGAAGGAGGAAUCCUUUGAUGACCUCAUGGAUCUCGCUCUCCAAUUAGUUCCGUUCUUCCUCAAGCAUAACGCUGAGGCUGACGCCGUCGAUCUUUUGCUCGAGCUUGAGGCUAUCGAGAAGCUGCCUCCGUUUGUUGAUAAGGAUACCUACGCUCGCGUCUGCUUAUACAUUGUCUCCUGCGUCAAUCUUCUCCCGCCACCGGACGACCAAGCCUUUUUGCGCACGGCCUUCAACAUCUAUCUCUCGCAAAAGGAGCUCACUCAAGCCAUUUCCGUCGCAAUCAGACUUGAUGACCACGACUCGAUCCGCGCAGUCUUCGAUGCCACCGACGACGUCCUUGUCCACAAGCAGCUCGCGUUCAUUCUCGCGCGCCAGCAGAUCUGGCUCGAGCUUCCCAACGAAGAGGUCCAGGAAUGCCUCUCCAACACCCGCCUGUCUGAGUACUUUUUGUUCUUAGCCAAGGAGCUCAACGUUCUCGAGCCCAAGGUUCCCGAGGAUAUCUACAAAAGCCAUCUCGAGCACACACGAGGCGGGCCAGACUCGGGUCUUGUCGAUUCAGCGAAACAGAACCUCGCCGCGAGUUUUGUCAACGCGUUCGUCAAUGCCGGUUUCGGCAAGGAUAAGCUGAUGGUCGUCGACGAAGAAGCGAGCUCGUGGGUGUACAAAAACAAGGACUCUGGCAUGCUCUCUGCCACCGCCGGUGUCGCCACGAUCUUACUCUGGGAUGUCGAGCAGGGUCUUCAACAGCUUGACAAGUACAUGUACUCGUCUGAGGAAUACAUCAAGGCCGGAUCGCUUCUUGGCAUUGGUAUUGUAAACACCUCGGUUCACAACGAAUCUGACCCAGCGCUAGCGCUUCUCUCAGAGCACGUCGAGAGCCGAAGCGUCCCUCUCCGGCUGUCGGCAAUAAUCGGUCUCGGUCUUGCAUACGCUGGGUCUCAGCGUCAGGACAUUGCCGGCUUGCUGUUGCCGCUUAUCGCAGACACAUCACUGAGCAUGCAGCUCUCGGCGCUCGCGACCCUUUCGCUCGGCCUGACAUUCGUCGGCUCGUGCAAUGGCGACAUCACCGAGACUAUCCUGCAGACGCUCAUGGAGCGCGACGAGCCGCAGCUGUCAGACAAGUGGGCGCGCUUUAUGUCGCUCGGUCUCGGUCUCCUCUACAUGGGCAAGCAGGAUGCCGCUGAUGUCAUCAUCGAGACGCUCAAGGCCAUCGAGCAUCCGAUAGGUCGCAACACGCAGGUGCUGGUCGACAUCUGCUCUUUUGCUGGCACGGGCAACGUGCUCAAGAUCCAGCAAUUGCUCCAUAUCUGCAGCGAGAAGCCACCUACCGACGAUAAGGAGGAAGGAGGGUCGAGCGAGGAGAAGGGCGAUGACUUGUACCAGGGCUACGCUGUUCUCGGUCUCGCAAUCAUUGCCAUGGGCGAAGAUAUUGGGUCUGAGAUGGUCCUGAGACAAUUUGGCCAUCUGAUGCACUACGGCGAAGGCUCCAUCCGACGCGCAGUUCCACUUGCGAUGGGUCUCGUUUCCGCGUCGAACCCCGAGAUGAAGGUAUUCGACACGCUCUCGCGAUAUUCCCACGACGGCGAUCUCGACGUUGCCGUCAACGCGAUCUUCGCGAUGGGCCUCGUCGGCGCCGGAACCAACAACGCGCGACUGGCGCAGCUCCUGCGGCAGCUCGCGAGCUACUACUCCAAGGAAGCCAACAGCCUGUUCAUGGUCCGCAUCGCGCAGGGUCUGCUGCACCUCGCCAAGGGCACAAUGACGCUCACGCCGUUCCACACCGAGCGCCAGAUCCUGAGCAACGUCUCUCUCGCAGGCCUCCUGACCGUCCUCGUAUCGCUCGUCGACGCGAACUCCUUCAUCCUCGACUCUGCUCACUACCUCCUCUACUUCCUCACCCCUGCUAUGCACGCGCGCCAUCUCAUCACGCUCGACACCGACCUGCAGCCGAUCCAGGUCAACGUCCGGGUCGGACAGGCAGUCGACACCGUCGGCCAGGCCGGUCGGCCGAAGACCAUCACCGGCUGGGUCACGCACAGCACGCCGGUGUUGCUCGGACACGGCGAGCGCGCGGAGCUGGAGAAUGAUGAGUAUAUCGCGCUCGCUAGUACGCUCGAGGGACUCGUGAUUUUGAAGAAGAACGAGAACCGGGCGGAGGAGGCGUAGGUGCCGGUAGUGAUAGUGCGGCUAGAAGUUGUUGUAGCGAGUGCAGACUGCAUUUUGUAAAGUGAAACGAAAUGAAAUAAAGACUAUUUUUCUCACAUACGGUGUAUAUACUCAUCUUUUUCAUGUGAAUGUAUACGUAUACAAUCUACUCUAAACUACAACAGAU
Messenger RNA from Myxozyma melibiosi, 3046 nucleotides. RefSeq names its product armadillo-type protein. Gene Ontology annotation, cellular component: nucleus; proteasome complex; proteasome regulatory particle, base subcomplex. The transcript has 3 exons. Bases 169 to 2880 code for a protein of 903 amino acids. Gene Ontology annotation, molecular function: enzyme regulator activity. Gene Ontology annotation, biological process: regulation of protein catabolic process; proteasome-mediated ubiquitin-dependent protein catabolic process. The record is from RefSeq and is a predicted model, not a curated record. NCBI's taxonomy places the organism in Eukaryota, Fungi, Ascomycota, Lipomycetes, Lipomycetales, Lipomycetaceae.